Molecule: messenger RNA, 2376 nt
Organism: Chrysochloris asiatica (Cape golden mole)
Lineage: Eukaryota; Metazoa; Chordata; Mammalia; Afrosoricida; Chrysochloridae
Product: zinc finger protein 438-like
Exons: 3
Coding region: 1-2376 (791 amino acids)
Biological process (GO): regulation of transcription by RNA polymerase II
Cellular component (GO): nucleus
Molecular function (GO): DNA-binding transcription factor activity, RNA polymerase II-specific; sequence-specific DNA binding
Source: RefSeq, a predicted model, not a curated record
AUGAGGAAAGGAGGUGACGCGCUCUCCCCUUCUGGAACAACACAGAGUGGAAAAGGUAUGCAGAACAAGAGUCAGUUUAGGACGAUUGCACCGAAAAUUGUGCCUAAAGCCCUGCCGUCCAGAGCACUGCCAUGCCAUUCCCAGUCACUCUCUGAACACCUUCUUCCAGGACCCACCAUCACUUCCAAGCCACUGGUCAUGCCUUCCCCCAACUAUGCCCUGAUGCAGGUCGCCGGCCACGAGGGGACCUUUUCUCUUGUCGCUUUGCCACAUGUUGCCGCAGGACAGCCAAUCCAGAAACCCCGAAUGGCCCUGCCUGAAAACCUUAAACUGCCGAUUCCUCGGUACCAGCCCCGGAGAAACAAUAGCACAUCAAGAAAGAGAGCCCGCGUGAACUCGGAGAAUAGCUGUAGUAAACCUCCUGCCCAAACUCAGACGCCCCCUCCCGCACCCAGCCACCCGGAACGCCCCCACAAAGCCAUAUCACCUGACCAAGCACUGUCGCUAGAUGAAGGCCCAGUCACUGCCUGCACGGCUGCUCUGCCCAGUGGAGGGGACCUCAGAGACACUCCUGCCACCCCGAGGCCUUCCGCUCCGCAGGAGCCCUCAGCAGAGCAGACCCACCCAAGGGUCUCAGGGCCAGCAAACUUGGCAAGCAAGAAACCCUGCAGUAAGCCUUCAACUGUCCAUCUUGCAAAAGCCAUGACCUGUUUGUCACCAGCAGUGUUUAACAACACAGUUCAAUUCAUCUCUUCUGUCCCCAAAGGUAAAUUGCCUAUCUUACCCUACUCGAGAGUGGAGAAAACAACAGAGUUCUGCAAAAGGGAGCCAGAUGCUGACGUUGCUGAUUUGUCCUUACCUGGGCAUGGGGCCGACUGUGAGCAAAUGGCCUCCAGCCCAGAAGGCAUCAGUGCAGCCACCAAAAUGACUGACAAGAUCCCUGCCCCACCAGUGUCCAGGCCAGCUCCCUGUGACAAUCCCUUCUGUCCAGCCCCCAAGCCAGAGCUUAGCCACAAAGCAAAACUGAACAACGGUGGGGCAACCAGGAGAAGAGCAAGAAAACAAAAGUUACCAGAUGAAGUGGUGGCAUUUCAGGGGAAAAGGAGGAAAUGCAUCAUUAAUAAGUUUAGAGAUGGUAAAGAAAGGGUAAAACAUGAUCCCCAAGAAUCCAGAAACCAAAAGCCUGUGAAAAAAUACCGUAGCAUUAUGCCCAAGCCUAUGCUUAUCAUGCCAGCAUUAGCUUCCCUGGCCUCUCCUGCAGCUACGCUACAGUCUCACACUCCCAGAAGCCUCGGGCAGGACACCGGGGUCAAUCCCUUGCUCCCUUACAAAGCCCUCGGCUAUAAGCAGAAUGACAGUCCUUACACUAAGCCCGGCUUCGCCUUCAGAAAUGGAUGCUCUGGUACAAAGCAGCCUUGGCACAUAUGUCAGGUCUGUAAGCACCACUUCCAGUUCAAGCAGCACCUUCGAGACCAUAUGAACACGCACACUAACAGACGGCCGUACAGUUGCCGCAUCUGUCGCAAGACAUACGUCCGUUCUGGCAGCCUGAGCACACACAUGAAGCUUCACCAUGGUGAGAACCGUCCAAAGAGACUCCUGUGCUGUGAAUUUUGUGCAAAAGUGUUCGGUCACGUAAGGGUCUAUUUUGGCCAUCUAAAGGAAGUCCACAGGGUCGUGAUCAGCACCGAGCCCUCCCCCAGCGAACCACAGCCAGGAGGCACGCCAGAGACCAGAGACUCCAGUGAGCCAGUGGAGAGGGAAAGCAAAUCAAGCCUGGAAGAAGACCUCCUCCUAAACCAGGUGGACGAUGUCAAGUUGCAAAUCAAAUGCGGCCGUUGUCAGAUCACGACUCAGUCUUUUGCAGAAAUAAAGUUUCAUUUACUGUAUGUUCAUGGAGAGGAAAUUCAGGGCCGACUUCAGGAAGGGGUUUUACCAGGAAGCAAAGGAGCUCGGGAAGAAUUGGUUAAACAGGCUGCUCCUUCCUGGAGACAGUGUCCCGAGAGAAGAAACCUGGGGAAGCUCUGUUCCUCUGAAGGGGAAGGACCUAUGCUUCCCAAAUUGAAAAGGCAACUCUACCUUCAUCAACACAAUAACUUGCGAAUACAAACCAGAAACCAUGGGGCCCAACCCCAAGUGAGUGAGCCAGGAAAGGACCCCGAGGGCCCUAAGCACCAGACUCCUGACACCAUUCUCUUUUGCUCCCGCUCAGGCUUCAACUGCCUCCUCUGCACACAGACCCUGGGGAAGAGGGAGGAGCUUCUCCUCCACUGGGAACAGCAGCAUAACUGUGAAGACCCCUCCCGGCUCUGGGCCAUCCUAAAUGCACUCUCGAACCAGGGCGCCAUCGAGUUUCCCCAUGAAAUGCAAACCUGA